CUCGUUUCUAUUUCCGGUACGAUUAAAAAAGUUGAUUGCCAGCUGAGAAAGAAAGAAUGUUAUAAAUUUGCAUUUUUCUAUCGAGAUUUUAGUUUUUUAAACGUUGUUACUAUGGCAAACGAGGAAAAAGAUGACGGUAGUUUGUCCCCAGACCAUUGGAUGAAUAGUUUUGAAGAGGAAUGUUUAGAGGAACUUGAUUCUGAAGCCAAUAUGGAGGAUUGUCUGCGAACUCAACGAGAAUACGCACAACAAAAACUUUGGUUACAGUUUCAAAAUUCUGCGACCUCAGUGGCACAGCUUUAUAAAGAUCGAAUUCAAGGUCACUCUUUAUGGAUUCCAUUUCAGAAUGCUGCUUCUUCAGUUACUCAUUUGUACAAAGAUAGUGUUGAUUCAUUAGAAACAUGCGUAGAUGUUGGAGUACAACGGGGGAAACAACACAGAACUAAAGACAUUAUCUCAUGGGUAAAAAAAAGGAGGCGACAUAUUCGCAGGGAAGACCUUAUAGCAUUCCUUUGUGGGAAGAAUCCACCAAAUCGCCAUCGUACUAAACAUAAUCAUAACAGAACAUUAGAACGAUCACAUUCACCAAGAGUAAAUAAUGGGGAAUCAAUCCAGCAAACAUCUGAACCAGACCUGCAAGCAUUUAGAGAAGCUAUUUCUCUACAAGGUUUGAAUGGUGCUAUGUCAAACAUCAGUGUUGGUUACAAAGGACAUAACGGACCAUCCAAUUCACAACCAAUCGCGGGUAGAAAUAAUAGCUUAGAAGAACUUAAUAAAUUUAUUUUGGAUGAAUUUGCAAGAAAUUAUGAUUCAAGAAAAAGAACAUCUUCACCAGAUCAUGUAAAAAUGGACUCUCCAUCAAGAAAGAAAAGUAGAAAGUUUUAAAAACAUGUGAUGAAUUUGUAAUUGUUUAUAUGCAUACAUUUGCAUAGAGAAUGCUAAAAUGUGACUGUCAAAACAAAAUAAAAAUAUUUACAAAAGAAAUUACAUUGGACUUGAAACAUUGUUUGGUUUGAAUUCUGUUGUUUCUAUGGAAAAUUAAAUAGAUUGGAAUUACUGUUUAUAUUACAAUGGAAGUUUGAACUUAAAGUAAAGAUAUCCUAUUUUGAUUUUAUUUUAAGAUUGGCUGUAUAUAAAGUAUACAGAAAAAUAAGUAAGUUUGUGAAUUGAAAAUUUACAUUUUCAUAAAUUAGUAGAGAGCAAUAUAGUUUUAAUCAUAUUACAUGUUUUCACAAAAAUACCAACAAUGUAUUCCAAUUUUGUAAACUACAUGUUUGUCUCAGAACUCAAUAACUUAAACUGUAGUCAUUGUUUUUGGUGUGGUAAGCUAGGGGUAGACAUUAAUAGGUAUUAUUUUUCUACCUCUGUUGUCAACAUCAAAUAUUCAUAAAAAAAACAAAAAGUCCCUAAAUUUUAUAUGACAGACUACUGAUAACUAACAGUAAAACACCCAAAAAAUCACAUUUAAGGUACAACACAAAGACAACCAUUGAAUGUUGGAUUCUUAGCUUUUGGACAGUCACCAUGAAAUGUGGCAGAGUUUUAUAGUGUACAAGCUCCACUUAUUCAAAAUAUAGUGGCGGAUCAAAAAGUAAAAUUGUUCAUUGUUCAGUGGUUGUUUUCUGAAUAGAUAAUGAAUAUUUCAUGUUAUGCAUUUUCAAAUUGUUAAGGGUAUUUCAAAGUAGAUGAGACAAACAUGUACCUCUUUAUUUUAAUAAGUUUUGUUAUUGAGUAUCCAUUAAUGAUCUUGAGUAUAGAAAUUUUUUCUAAGGUAUUUUGCCAGCUGUGAUGAAAUGCUGAUGUUGUUUUUCAUUUUGUAAAAAGUAUCAUUUGUGACUGUGUGAAAAGCUUGUUGCUCAAUGUAUCAAUCUGUUCAUAAGAAAUUGUAAUACAGAUUUUCAUCAGAAUGUGUUCAUUAUUUUAACUGGUAUAUCACUAGUCUUUCUAAUGAAAUUGAUAUUUAUGUCAAAAUGAAUUUUAUAUAUACAGGAAUACAAUUUAUCAGUUGUUAGACAUUUUGGAUGUUUGUAGAAUGACAUCUGUCUCUGUAGUAAGUUUUUAUGCCCCCGCCAAAAUUGGUUUCCGUUCUCUAACUUGAGUUUGCGUCAACCAAAUGUUAUGAAAUUUAUACACAAUGCUUAUUACCACAAAACACAGAUCAAGUUUGAAUCUUGGUGGCGUCACUUUUACCGUUCUAGAGUUAUACCCCUUUAUAAAUGGAAAAAUUGCAAAAUUUAAGUUCCGUUCUCUAACUUAAGUUUGCCUCAUUCAAAUUUUAUGAAACAUAUACACAAUGCUUAAUACCACAAAAUAAAGAUCAAGUUUAAAUUUUGGCAGGGUCACUUUAACCAUUCUCGAGUUAUGCCCCUUUAUAAAUGGAAAAAAAUGCAAAAUUUUUAGUUUCAGUUCUCUAACUUAAGUUGCCCACAACCAACUGUUAUGAAACUUAUACACAAUGCUUUUUACCUCAAAACACAGAUCAAGUUGAAUUUUGGUAGCGUCACUUUAAUCGUUCUUGAGUUAUGUCCCUUUAUAAUGUUGUAUGCAAGCGGGGGCAUCAUCUGUGUCGAUGGGGACACAUUCUCCAUUUAUGAGUAUAUAAUUUUCUCAGUUUGCAGUAACUUAAAACAAACUGAAAGGCAUGAUUUUGAACAUAUAAUUAAAAUGUAUUAGUUAUAAAAUAUCUGAGGCAUACUCCUUUUGAUUUUAUCCCCAUCCUUUACAUUUAUCAAUGUUGUAGGCAUGAUUUAGUGGAUAACAAUAUUAUUAUAUCCUUUAGAAUUGUUAUGUUUCGUUAUUCUGUUCUCACUGUUAUCUUUAUUGUUGAUAGUUUUUUUUUAUGUUACUUUUGAAAGAAUAUCACAUAGAAAGAAAUAUCAAAAGAAUGUCAUACUUAAUUUAUUAUACAAAAUUACAUAUGAGGUAAUUAUAUUCAUUAAUUUAAAAUCUUGUUUACAUAGUCAAACCUCAAGUAUAUAAAGUACAUGUACUAAAUGAAAACACAUAUUUAGUUGCCUUCACUAAACUAAUGAUAAAACCUAAAAAUUAUGUUUCUUUGAAGAAACUUUUUUUAACCAUGAAGACUGGUGCCAUCAUAAUUGAAUGCUUGUACAAUAAAGCAUGCCACCAGUCAUUUUCAUACAAACCUAUAAAUGUUAUGCAAAACUGAAUAAAAGACAAAAUAAUGUAUGUUGACAAAUUUACUGUUAUAUUUGACAUUUAAAAUGAAAGAAUGCAAUUCAACUUUUGAUUUAAUGUGGUCAGUCCCAAUCUUUCUAGUCCUGUUUUAAAUGCAGGCUGCUUUGUCUCCUGACAUUCUUUAAAAGCCUUCACUGUCCAAUCACUGCCUUAUAAUGUCAUUUUAUGGUAUGAAAGGGCAUAUUCCAUUACAUUAUUUCUUAAAUUGGAAUGAAAUUCCACACUGUUUUUAAGUAUCAUAAGUCUAAAAUGUUGAGAAUUAGGUUUUUAGGGCAAAUUCUAUUAAAUCAUUUAUAGACUGAAUAUUAAUUUUCCAUAAUUAUUUACAACAUAAAUAGAUGUGCAUAAUACAUUAUCAUAUAAAUUGAAAUGUUUUGGUAGUAUGAUUUGUUCAUUAACACUUAAUUUGGAUUUCGAGAAGUAAGUAUUGUGUACUCCUAGAAUAUACCUUGGACUGGGAAGAUACUUUACUCAGUUGUGAAACAUCACAUGAACAUAUUAAAAAUCAGAAAAAAAUUAUCUCAAUAUUGAAUUUAAUUCCCAACUAAAGAAGCCAGGAAUUUGAGUAUUAUAUUUUUACUGAAGGCAAAUUCCACAGUAUUCCUGAAUUAAAAUUAAAUUUUCAUUUAAAAUUUUACCCAACAAAAUAUCUUUGCAAACAUUUCAAUUUAUAUUUUGACACUUAAAUGGUCCUUUAUUAAAUGUGGUCUGUUUUUAAUCAUGUUUCCCCAAGUAAUGCCCUUCUUGAUUUGUCAGUUUUAAGCUGUACUAAUAUAUGGUUAUGAUUGGUGGCAGGUGGUAGAUAAGAGACUAUAUCAUGACCUCUUGGCAAAUUGUGUUUCUGUUGUAUGAGAUGGGUGGCAUAUUUAUAUUGUCCAUAUAUUAUAAUCAUUUAAAUGUAUGUAUGUAUUAUAAAGUUUUUGAAUUUUGUAAAAGAAUUUAUAGUAGAUUGAUAUAGGAAGAUUGUCUGGAACACAUGUUUGUGCAUGUUAUUCAUAUUCUGAUUAACAUAAAGAAGAUAUUAUUUAUAAAGUAGAUAGAAUUUCAUCCCUCAAAUUUUAAAGACAUGCACGCUCCAAAAUUAAUAAUCCUCCAAUCUGUAAAGGGAAACCACAUGUUUGUAAACCUUCAACCUCUCCUUGUUUUUAAUUUUGAAGAGUUUGUUUUAGUUUAAACAUAUUUUAUUGUUCAAAAAGGACAAACUGACUAGUCAUAAGUUUUUUAACUUAUAGUAUAAAUGUUUGUUUCUUGUUUUCUUACAGUACUUACAUUACCUGUCUAUAGGACAAUUUUCUUCUUUUUUCUUUUUUUUUUUAUAGACCUGAUAAAUAUAGAAUACAAAAGUAAAUUUCUGCCAAGGAGUAAAAGUGUUAGUCUAUAAAAAUGCUUAUAAUAUGGGAAAAGUUUAUUAUAAGUAGAAUGAUCAUGAUUCAAUUAUCAGUGCCUCAGAGAAACCAUUUUAAUAUCAACAAAAAUUGUAAAAAGUAGAAACAAAGUAUUUAAAAUGUCUAAAAUAUUUAUUUUGGACAAGAGGAAUGUAUGUAACAUAUAUUUGUGUGUAUGUAUGUGUGUGUGUAUGCUGCACACACUGUGUAUAAGUUGUCAACUGCAAUUUAUAGAAUGAUGUAUAGAAUAAAUGAGAAAAAUACUA
Molecule: messenger RNA, 4849 nt
Organism: Mytilus californianus (California mussel)
Lineage: Eukaryota; Metazoa; Mollusca; Bivalvia; Mytilida; Mytilidae
Product: HUWE1-associated protein modifying stress responses-like
Exons: 4
Coding region: 112-885 (257 amino acids)
Source: RefSeq, a predicted model, not a curated record